This is a messenger RNA of Cyclopterus lumpus (lumpfish), 1786 nucleotides long. It is a transcript of the gene ogfod3, whose product is annotated as urotensin-2 receptor 2. The transcript has 9 exons. Gene Ontology annotation, molecular function: L-ascorbic acid binding; oxidoreductase activity, acting on paired donors, with incorporation or reduction of molecular oxygen; iron ion binding. NCBI's taxonomy places the organism in Eukaryota, Metazoa, Chordata, Actinopteri, Perciformes, Cyclopteridae. The coding region runs from base 524 to 1117 and encodes 197 amino acids. Gene Ontology annotation, cellular component: membrane. The record is from RefSeq and is a predicted model, not a curated record.
GCCAAUGGAUUGGCCUGCACGAGGAAUUGGAGAGGGACUCGAGGCGGUGGCACGAGCUGUUAGCGGGGCUACACACGGCUAUGGCUAGGCGAGGGGCAGAAUAACCGUGCCUGACGGUGUUUGUGUUGAUGCUAACGUUACGUAGCAGGUCCGUCGAGUCAAAAUGGCGCUGCUGCGAAUGAGGACCGCACAGGGCGCGAAUGCCACAGAGAUAGAGAAGAAAAUCAAAAGAGGUAACGCGCUGCGGCAGGGAUCGGCAUGGAGGGGUUCCCGGGGGCUCGCGGCCUUGCUGCUGGUCGUUGUGUUCGUGUGCGGGGCGGCUGUUUGGCUGUACGUAACCUCUCUGGACAGUGAGAUCACAGAAACGCUAGUCCGCCAGGGUGAGCUGGUCUCCCCCCGGCCCAGAGUCUACUCCGUCCCGUGCUCCGAGGACUACGAGAACUACAAACGCUAUCCAGGAUGCACCCCUCAGAGGUGUGGCCGCGCGCGUCCACCGACGGCGUGGUGACGAGGGAGGAAGCUCAUGUCCUCAAGAGGCUGGCUGAGAGAGGGCUGGCACUGGCCGGGUCCGACGGAGGAGCAAUCCAUACUAGACCUGCACUCUGGAGCGUUGUCGAUGGGUAAACAGUUUGUCAACAUCUACAGGUAUUUUGGGGAUCAGAUCAGUGAAGUGUUCACACAAGAGGAUUUCCAGCUUUACAGAAAUGUACGUGAGCGAAUCCAGGCCAUUAUUGCCGAGACGUUUGGUUUGGACCCGACACUGUUGUACCUCACCAAGCCCACCUUCUUCUCCAGAAUCAACAGCACGAUAGCGAAGACCCAGCACGACGAGUACUGGCACCCACACAUAGAUAAGGUGACCUACGGCUCCUUUGACUACACCUCACUCCUGUACCUGUCCGACUACGGCUCUGACUUCACCGGAGGGAGAUUCAUCUUCAUGGACGAAAAUGCCAACCGGACAGUGGAGCCUCGGGCAGGACGAGUGUCUUUCUUCUCCUCCGGCACGGAGAACCUCCACCGGGUGGAGAAGGUGGAGUGGGGCACCCGCUUCGCCAUCACCGUGUCCUUCACCUGCGACCCAGCACACGGCAUCUCCGACCCCGCCAUGCCCUGAGUCGCCCACGGGGGCGCCGGAGCCGCUCACUGGCGUGGACAAGCCCUGCAAAGAGGGCGACAAGACGGGGGGGGGGGGGUCAAUAUCUGUCGUCGUCCCGCAUUUUCAGAUGCUGACCGGCUGCCCCGCACUGGUUUUGAUACAGAAAAAAAAAAAAAGAGAAAGCACACGCGUUCACCCUCUCUUCUGUAGAGGUGUUUUCUUGUUCCUUACGUUGUAACUUUUAUCCAAUUUUCUACAUUGGUUUAUUUUUUUUGCCUUCCUUUUUUACUCCACCACCAUUAUUGCUAGAAUUGGGCAUUUUAUGUGUGUAUUAUUUAUACACAUUGCCAACAAUCCGCUCCAUUUGAGCAUCGGGAGGACGGCUCGAGCAGAGAUUGCCUCUCGAGUGAAAGAAGCGGGAUUGUGGUCUUUUUUUUCUUCUUUUUUUUCUUUGUUUUCAUUUUUAGUGAGAGCUGUCAAUUCCUUGGGGAAUCUCCUAUUGAAUCAACCUUUUCAUCACCAAAGUCCCCACUCAUCCUCCUCCCCCCCUCCCCCAAUAACCCAGGAGGUGUUUUCUUCUAAGAAGAACCCUCUUGUCCAGGAGUGAUUGCUCUUUCUAGUCUGUUUUCUUCAGUGUGGUCGGUGAGGACGGUUUGAAAUAAAAUAGUGACCUGAAAGGUUCUUGUC